Molecule: messenger RNA, 1074 nt
Organism: Abrus precatorius (Indian licorice)
Lineage: Eukaryota; Viridiplantae; Streptophyta; Magnoliopsida; Fabales; Fabaceae
Product: GDSL esterase/lipase EXL3-like
Exons: 5
Coding region: 1-1074 (357 amino acids)
Biological process (GO): lipid metabolic process
Cellular component (GO): extracellular region
Molecular function (GO): lipase activity
Source: RefSeq, a predicted model, not a curated record
AUGGAGCUAUGGAGUGUGGUGUUUGUGUGUUGUGUGUUGUGUCUGAGUCCCUCUUACACUGCAGAGGCUAUCGUUAAGUUGGGAGGGAAUGAAACAAUUCCAGCAUUGAUUAUUUUUGGAGAUUCGAUAGUUGACACAGGCAGUAACAAUGAGUUAAUUACAGUGCUUAAGAGCAAUUUCCUUCCUUAUGGGAGGGAUUUCCAGCACGGGAAACCAACGGGAAGAUUCUGCAAUGGCAAGGUCCCUUCCGACUUCCUAGCGGAAGAAUUGGGAAUAAAACGAUACAUACCAUCAUAUAUGAGUCACAGUUUAGUGCCUGGGGAUCUCCUUACGGGUGUCAACUUCGCUUCGGGUGGCUCCGGUUAUGAUCCAGUCACACCAACAUUGGUGUCAGUCAUACCGAUGUCUGAGCAACUGGAGCAAUUCAAAGGAUACAUAGAAAAACUGAAAGAAAAUUUUGGAGAAGGAAGAACUAACUUCAUCUUGUCCAAAAGUUUGGUACUUGUGGUAGCUAGCAGCAAUGACAUUGCCAAUACUUAUUAUGCUGCUGGAAUUAGGAGACUGCAUUAUGAUAUUCCCUCUUACACUGAUAUGUUGGUACAAUUCGCCUCUUCUUUUGUUAAGGAUAUAUAUGCACUAGGGGCAAGGAGAAUAGGAGUGUUUGGUGCUCCUCCACUGGGAUGCUUGCCAUUGGCGCGAACAAUGUUUGGAGGUGAACAGAGAAAGUGCUCCCAAGAAAUAAACUUGGCAUCAAAAUUGUUUAAUUCGAAACUAUCUGCAGAGCUGCACAACCUAAAACAAAGUUUGCCACAAGCCAGGGUGGUGUAUAUACAUAUUUACGACUCUUUGCUCGAUAUCAUUCAAAAUCCAACUAAACAUGGAUUUGACGUAGCUGAUAGGGGAUGCUGCGGCACAGGGACUUUAGAGGUGUCUUAUAUGUGUAAUGAGUUAGAUCCACAAACCUGCACAAACGAUUCUGCAUAUGUUUUCUGGGACAGCUACCAUCCCACAGAGAGGACGUAUCAGAUUCUUGUUAGUGAAAUCAUCAACAGAUAUAUAAACAGCUUCUCCUGA